AUGGUGAAAAUCCAACUUGGCAGCCAUUUCUUUAGGAGAAUAAAUACGUGUCCACAGAGUGAAACGUUCAAUAUAACAAUUAUCAACAGUCAUCAACAAUCAAUGCCAAAUGGCAUUAUUCAACAACAAUCAAUGAGUACCGAUACCAAUCAAGAACAACUAACAACAUCAGACGGUAUUCAACUACAAGCAAGCUCCCGCCAAUCAAUAACAAUAUCGCUCAAUAAAAAUGUUGCGGUCAUGAUAUCAAAAAGAAUCAAUAACCAAUAUUAUUCUGAUAAAAGCAUCAACAGCAUUGAGGUCACGAUUGAUAUUGAAUCUCCUUUUACAUAUGACAUCUUUCAAGAUAUUAUUCAAGGAAAUAAAAGCGAAAUUGAAUGCGAUGAUACAGUACUAAUGGACCUUACAAAAAUUGGAAAAGAGCUCGAGAUUGAAGAUCUAUUUGAAUUCGAAAAACAUAUCAUUCAAGACAAAAUUCCAUUAGAAAUAGAUAAUUGCAUCGAAAAACUAUUAUACUAUUUCGAAAUUAAUUCACAAACUGAUAUAGAUACAUGUUCAAAUUUUAUUUCAUCUCAUUUUUAUGGCAUCAAUCAAGAACAACUCAAAUAUCAUGUCUCUCAAUUAGGAUUUGAUGUACUUCAAAAGAUAAUUGUUAAUAAAGAAUUAAAGGUAAAAGAUGAAGAAUCACUUGCCGAAUUCAUUAUUUCAAUCAUCGAAAAAAGUGAAAUUUUCACACCAUUGAUUGAAAGUAUUCAAUUCGAUUAUUGCAGCGAUGAAACAAUCACAAAAAUUUUUAACAAAAGAAAUGUUUGCAACUCAAUUGAUUUUAUCAUUCCUCUUCAGAAUUCCUUUAAAAGAUUAAGGUAUCACACACCCAACCCAAAUCGUUAUUUCAUUCCAGAUGAAAUACGUUCAAAGCUUAAUGUGAUUAAGAAUUCAGGAGAUUUUCACUUUACUUAUGAUUUUUUCAAUGAGCUUUCAAUUAAAAAGAACCGAGUUAUGAUGCGAAUUGCACUUGAUGAGGGAACACCCUGGGAUAAAAUGCUUAUUUUGGAAGCAGCAAGAUCUGGAAACUUCGAUCUUGUUAAACUUUUGAUCGAGUGCGGUUGUAAUAAAGAUACCAAAGAAGCUACUGAAUUUGGAUUUACACCACUCAUUUACGCAUCUAUGAAUGGCCAUAGAAAUAUUGCCGAAUAUCUUGUCUCGGUAGGUGCUAACAUAGAAGCAGUAUCUAAAGAUGGACUUACAGCACUCAUUGUUGCAUCAGGAGAAGGCUAUCUUGAACUUGUUGAAUAUUUGAUAUCAAUUGGCGCAAAUGUAAAUGUGAAAGACAAAACAAAUAAAACAGCACUGAUGUAUGCAUGCCAAGAAGGUCAUCUUGAAGUUGUUAAACAUCUAAUUUCCAAAAACGCAAAUAAAGAUGCAGUUGAUGAUCAUGGAAAUACUCCACUUAUGUAUGCAACAGAAAAAGGUUAUUUAGAGAUUACUAAACUAUUUGUCCCUGAAACAAAGCGCAAAAAGAAGUUUGUGGAAAUACUUCGAAGGAAUGUCAUUAAAAUUAUCAAGGAAUCUAAAUCAGUUUUCGAUAAAAUUUUUUAA
Trichomonas vaginalis G3 is the source of this 1599-nucleotide messenger RNA. Its product is annotated as nerve growth factor signaling pathway. The coding region runs from base 1 to 1599 and encodes 532 amino acids. The transcript has a single exon. Gene Ontology annotation, molecular function: protein binding. NCBI's taxonomy places the organism in Eukaryota, Parabasalia, Trichomonadida, Trichomonadidae. The record is from RefSeq and is a predicted model, not a curated record.